Messenger RNA from Nerophis ophidion (straightnose pipefish), 2249 nucleotides. RefSeq names its product ankyrin repeat and SOCS box protein 12-like. The record is from RefSeq and is a predicted model, not a curated record. The transcript is spliced from 4 exons. Gene Ontology annotation, molecular function: protein binding. The coding region runs from base 209 to 1177 and encodes 322 amino acids. Lineage: Eukaryota; Metazoa; Chordata; Actinopteri; Syngnathiformes; Syngnathidae.
CCCACACACACACUUGCACGCACACACAUACACACAAAUACACACACAAACACAUUAUAGAACACUUUUCACAACCCCCAGGUCUAUGCGAGCAUCUCACACACACACUUCCUUGCUUUCUUCCGUGUAACUUGAAGGUGAUUUUUUGACUUGGGAAUAUCAUCUGGUAAACAAGAUGGAAAAGCAUUGACUUGCCUGCAGGAACAUUAUGGUUGUGGGCCGUGCUGUCAACAUGAGUCUGAUGGACAUUUCCAAGAUCUUCUCCAUGCUGCAGCCCAAGGAGGAGGAUGAGGACCAAGAGUUGAUGAGCCAGGAUUUGAACAACGCCGUGAGCAGCGACAACGUCACUCUCCUCUCAGAGCUUCUGUCCCAGGAGUGCUACAGGAGGUCCAUUAAUGCACGAAGUGGGUGGGGGGUCCCAGUAACACCCUUGAGGACCGCUGCUGCUGUGGGGCAUCUGAGGUGCUUGGAGCUCCUACUGGAGCACGGAGCAGAGAUCGACAGCUUGGACGUAAAGGCCCAGACGCCACUGUUCACAGCUGUCAGCGGCAAACAUUUGGACUGCGUGGCGGCCCUGCUGAAGGCCGGAGCCGAUCCCAACGGCAGCCAGUACAACAACUGCUCACCGGUGCUGACCGCCGCCCGAGAAGGAGACGUGGACAUCCUCCAAGAGCUGCUCCGCUUCGGAGCGGAAGUGGACGUCCGACCCAAAGUACCCGAGUGGGCGAGCAACGCCACAGCCUGCAGAGGGCCUCUGUACAUCUCAGCUGUGUACGGACACCUGGACUGCUUCAAGCUCCUCCUACUCCACGGAGCCAACCCCAACUACAACUGCACGGAUGAGAAGAUGCUGGCUCGGAUCAAGCAGCCAAAGACGGUCCUGGAGGUGUGUAUGCGGUACGGCUGCGGGGUGGAGUACAUCCAGCUUCUCAUAGACUUUGGAGCAGAUGUGUAUCUACCUACGCUUAUCAUUGACAAGACCACCAAGCAGAAUGAAGCAUUGGUCCUGCUGCUAAAAGAAAGAGUUUGCCCCAAAACUCUGAUGUCGCAGACUCGCCUCGCGAUUCGAGGACAGCUUUUCUUCAAAGAGCCUGCCAUUGACAGUUUGGACAUUCCUCUCAUUCUGAGGAACUACCUGAAGCACAUCCCCUACGAGCUCACCUGCUGCUCCAGCUAGCAGCAGAACCAAACCAAUACGACGAUUCGUUAGGGGUGUCCAAAGUGCGGCCUGCAGCUACAUUUUUAGUUGCCCGCCACACGAUAUAAAAAUACUAUUAUGAAAAACACAGCAAAAGUUCAGUGGAACCUCGGUUUAUGAACCUAAUUGUUUCUUGGACAGGGUUCAUAAAUAGAAACGAAAUUUCUUCAUAUGAAAAAAUAUAAACAUGGAGAAUGGGUUCCGACCUUGACAAAACACAAACAAUUGUUAUGAUAUCAAACAGACAUAACAAGAGGGUGAUGGAUCAACUUUAUAUUUAAUAACAAAGCCAAAACAACAACAACUAGCUCAAAUGUCCCCAUUUUCAGCCGCUUUGCUGACACGCACACACACUGUCACUAGCCAUUCUGUCCUUUGCCUACGUGGCUGCAUGGACUGCCAGAUAGCUAAACACCGGUCCUUGGUGUUGAAAAGUGAAACAUGACUUAGACCAGGGGUCCCCAAACGACAGCCCGCGGACCAGAUACAGACAGUCCCAAGUUAAUUUUUUUUUUUUAAUUAUUUUCAUUAUUUUUCAAAAUCUGUCCUUUAUCCAUUUUCUACCACUUGUCUCCUAGCCGCUAAGGCAAAUCAUAAAUGCAUUUUCCCAUCGAUAACUUGACAUCAUCGCACUAAUAAAUAUAAAUAUAAAUAUAUAUCCAUCCAUCAAUCCAUCUUCUAUCGCUUAUUAACUUUGGGGGCGCUAGUGCCUAUCUCAGCUACAAUCGGGCGGAAGGCGGUGUACACCCUGGACAAGUCGCCAACUCAUCGCAGGGCCAACACAGAUAGAAAAACAACAUUCACACUCACAUUCACACACUAGGGCCAAUUUAGUGUUGUCAAUCAACCUAUCCCCAGGUGAAUGUCUUUGGAAGUGGGAGGAAGCCAGAGUACCCGGAGGGAACCCACGCAGUCACGGGGAGAACAUGCAAACGCCACACAGAAAGAUCCCGAGCCCGAGAUUGAACCCUGACUACUCAGGACCUUCGUAUUGUGAGGCAGACGCACUAACCCCUCUGCCAACUUGAAGCCCUAUAGAUAUAUAUAUAUA